AUUAUAAUCACAAGCGCUUCCUCUACCUCACUCUCUCUCUCUCUCUCUCUCUAGCUCCACAAAAUCUCAUUUCUCUAACAAUGGCGGAACUCAAAUCUCUCUCCCUCUUCUUCUUCUUCUUCCUCUUCACUCUCCUCGCCUCCACCGCCGAACCUCGCCUAACCACCGACUUCUACUCCAAAUCAUGCCCUCGCUUCCACGACAUAGUCCGCGACACAAUCUCCACCAAACAGAUCACGAACCCGACCACCGCCGCCGCCGUCCUCCGCCUCUUCUUCCACGACUGCUUCCCCAACGGCUGCGACGCCUCCAUCCUCAUCUCCUCCACCGCCUUCAACUCCGCCGAGCGCGACUCCCCGAUCAACCUCUCCCUCCCCGGCGACGGCUUCGACGCCGUCGUCAGAGCCAAAACCGCCCUCGAGCUCGCCUGCCCCAACACCGUCUCCUGCUCCGACAUCAUCUCCGCCGCCACUCGCGACCUACUCGUCACCGUCGGCGGUCCUCACUACCCGGUCUUCCUCGGCCGCCGCGACUCGCGCAUCUCAAAAGCCUCCCUCCUCGCCGACCUCCUCCCUCUCCCGUCGUCUCCGAUCUCCAAGACCAUUCGCCAGUUCGAGUCCAGAGGCUUCUCCGUUCAGGAAAUGGUCGCUCUCAGUGGAGCCCACUCCAUCGGAUUCUCCCAUUGUAAAGAGUUUGUGGGCUUGGUGGGCCGGAACAGUACCGGGUAUAACCCGAGAUUCGCUGUCGCGUUGACGAAAGCUUGUUCUAAUUACCCGAAAGACCCGACGUUGUCUGUCUUCAACGACAUUAAUACUCCGAACAAGUUCGAUAAUAUGUAUUACCAAAAUAUCCCCAAGGGUCUUGGGCUACUUGAGUCGGAUCACGGGUUGUACUCAGACCCGAGAACCCGACCUUUUGUUGAUCUUUACGCUAGAGAUCAAGAUCGGUUCUUUAAAGACUUUGCUAACGCUAUGCAAAAGUUGAGUCUUUACGGUGUACAGACUGGUCGACGGGGAGAGAUCCGGCGAAGGUGCGACGAGGUUAACUGAGUUUAAUUUUUUUGUUUUGGGGACAAAAAUGUGAGAGAUUUGAGAGUGUGAAAUCAUCUGAGUAAAUUGCUCAUGUUUUUCCUCUACAAUGUAAAACACCUAUGAUUUAUAUGGAUGAUCGUUUUACU
Raphanus sativus (radish) is the source of this 1177-nucleotide messenger RNA. RefSeq names its product peroxidase 31-like. The record is from RefSeq and is a predicted model, not a curated record. Gene Ontology annotation, molecular function: heme binding; peroxidase activity. NCBI's taxonomy places the organism in Eukaryota, Viridiplantae, Streptophyta, Magnoliopsida, Brassicales, Brassicaceae. The coding region runs from base 81 to 1049 and encodes 322 amino acids. The transcript has a single exon. Gene Ontology annotation, biological process: response to oxidative stress; hydrogen peroxide catabolic process.